AAGUAUUUGAUUUCGAAUGCUUAUCGAUUAGGUUAGGUUUGGUUUUUUUUUUGCUCUGAGUGAAUCAAUCAAUCAAUCAAUCAAUCGAUAAAAAUCUUUAUAAAAAUUGAUUAAAUAAAAAAUGAUAACCACUUUAUUAAUAAUAACAUUUAUAAUUGGAUUUAUUAUAAUACGAUUAUCAAGAAUGGCCAAAAAUGGACAGAAUAAAACAUCAUUGAAUAAUCAACGAAAAAAUUCUGAUUCACAAUUAAAAUUUAUCGAUAUUGAUCAUCAACUUCCCCGAAGAAAUUUUGCAUUAUGUCCUUUGGAAUUGAACGGUGGUGGUGGACAAGUGGGAAAAACAACAACAACAAAAAAACUUGUUAUAAUAUUCGGGUGGUUAUUUGCACAAGAUCGUCAUCUAGAUAAAUAUAGAAAAUUAUAUUUAGAUUUAGGUUUUGAUGUACUGACAAUACGUACCGAUCUAAUACAAUUAUUAUUUCCAACAUUCGGUUCACAAAUAAUGAUGUUAAAAUUAAUAGAAUUUAUACGUAAAAAUCAAAAUCAAUAUAAUCAAUAUAUUGUACAUGCAUUUUCAGUUGGUGUUUAUGUUAUGGGUGAAUCAUUAGUAUUGAUGAAACAAAAUAGGAAUAAAGAUGUACGAGAUAUUCUGCGUAAACAAUGGAAAGGUGUUAUUAUUGAUUCAGCAGUGGAUGUAAAUGAAGGACCAAUCGGUCUGGCAAAAGCAACAACAACAAAUUUUCUAUUACAAAUAUUAAUUAUAAUUCUGAUAAGAUUUUAUUAUAUAAUAAAUUAUCCAUUAGCAACCAGGCAUUAUUUAGAAUCAUCUAGACAAAUACAUAUAAAUCCAUAUAAUUGUCCAUCAUUAGCAUUUAUAUCCAAAGAUGAUCCAAUGGUUAAUCAUGAUGAUCAUAUAAAAACAUUUGAAAAACAUCGUAAUAAUGGUUUAAUAGCUAUAGUAAAAUCAUGGAAUCAAUCACAACAUGUUGCACAUUAUUUAAAAUACCCAGAUGAAUAUCGUUCAAUAUUAAUAAAAUUUCUUGAUAAUGUUAUGUAACAAUUAACAUGACGAAA
Messenger RNA from Dermatophagoides pteronyssinus (European house dust mite), 1074 nucleotides. Its product is annotated as transmembrane protein 53-A-like. The record is from RefSeq and is a predicted model, not a curated record. NCBI's taxonomy places the organism in Eukaryota, Metazoa, Arthropoda, Arachnida, Sarcoptiformes, Pyroglyphidae. Gene Ontology annotation, molecular function: serine hydrolase activity.